CGGGAAAGGAAGGGAAGGCUGGAGGGGAAGGGCGGGCGCCCGGGGCGGUCGUUGGGGCGCGGCCUCCCGGUCCCGCUCGGGCUUGGCGAGUAUGGGCACUCCGCGCCGGCUCCUGCACGCUUGGGCGACCCUGCAUUCCUGCACACGUGGGUGGGGUGCACCUGCCCUCCCGAGGGGACCCCUGAUGCUUCCGGCGGCUCCAAGUCGGAGACUAGGAGGACCUUGUCCUUUUAGGCGUAGAGACCUGGCCUCAGUCCAGCGGUUUUCGAUCAAGGGGUGCCAACACGGAUCUCCUCAGCCAGAGUCAUAGUACACGUGGAUCUGGAUUGCUUCUAUGCCCAAGUAGAAAUGAUCUCCAAUCCAGAAUUAAAGGACAAACCUUUAGGUGUUCAGCAGAAAUACUUGGUGGUUACUUGCAACUAUGAAGCCAGGAAACUUGGAGUUAAGAAGCUUAUGAGUGUCAGAGAUGCAAAAGAAAAGUGUCCCCAGCUGGUCCUCGUGAAUGGAGAAGAUUUGAGCCGCUACAGAGAGAUGUCAUAUAAAGUCACAGAAUUGUUGGAGGAAUUUAGUCCAGUUGUUGAGAGACUUGGAUUUGAUGAAAAUUUUGUGGAUCUAACGGAAAUGGUUGAGAAAAGACUCCAGCAGCUUCCAAGAGAUGAGAUUCCGUCCGUGACCGUGUCGGGCCAUGUUUACAAUAACCAGGCUGUAAACCUGCAUAACAUCACCCACGUGAGACUGGCGGUGGGAUCGCAGAUUGCGGCAGAGAUGCGCGAAGCCAUGUUUAGCCAGCUGGAGCUCACUGGCUGCGCUGGAGUGGCUCCCAAUAAGCUACUGGCCAAGUUAGUUUCCGGUGUGUUUAAACCAAAUCAGCAAACAGUCUUACUGCCUGAAAGCUGUCAAGAUCUCAUUCACAAUUUGAACCACAUAAAGGAGAUACCCGGUAUUGGCUAUAAAACCGCCAAACGUCUUGAAGUGCUGGGAAUCAAUAGUGUGCACGAUCUCCAGACCUUUCCAAUCAAAAUGUUAGAGAUGGAAUUAGGAAUCUCAGCUGCUCAGCGCAUCCAGAAGCUCAGUUUUGGAGAGGACAGUUCCCCUGUCACACCCUCAGGCCCCCCUCAGUCCUUUAGUGAAGAAGAUACAUUUAAAAAGUGUUCCUCAGAAGCUGAAGCUAAAACUAAGAUUGAAGAACUACUCUCCAGCUUUUUGAACAGAGUGUGCCAUGAUGGAAGGAAGCCCCAUACAAUAAGAUUAGUCAUCCGUCGGUAUUCUCUGAAACACUGUAACCGCGAGAGUCGUCAGUGCCCGAUUCCCUCCCAUGUCAUUCAGAAGCUGGGGACAGGAAAUUAUGAUGCGGUGACUCCUCUGGUUGACAUCCUUAUGAAACUCUUCCGAAAUAUGGUGAACGUGAAGCUGCCAUUUCACCUGACUCUUCUCAGUGUGUGCUUCUGCAACCUGAAAGCACUGAGUGCCGCUAAGAAGGGGCCCAUGGAUUUCUAUUUAACAUCGUCCCAGUCAACCACGGCCCACUCCGGCAAGCGCAGUUUUAAAGUUAAAGACACCCACAAUGACGACGUUUACAAAGAAAAAGAGGCAAACUCGGAGCGUCUACCAAGUAGAAGAAUUGAGAGUUCAAGAGCCGGGGAGUCUCCAUCAGAUGCUCCGCGUGUUUCUAAAGACAGAGACACGAGUGACUUUCCCCUCCCGGCACUUCCUGAGGGUGUUGACCAUGAAGUCUUUAAGCAACUUCCAGCAGACAUUCAAGAAGAAAUCCUGUCUGUGAAAUCUGGAGAAAAUCUUCAAGGGAAAGGAAGUUUAAGCUGUCCACUGCAUGCCUCGAGAGGAGUACUGUCUUUCUUCUCUUCAAAGCAAAGGCAAGCUGGUUCCUUAAGCCCCAGAGAUACUAUGUUCACUGGCAAGCAGGUUUCAGCUGUGUCUCCCUGUGAGCAAGGAACGUCAGGCUUGAGUACCAGCACCUCCCACCCACCCUGUGGAAAGGAUUGUUCCUAUUAUAUAGAUAAUCGCUUAAAAGAUGAGCGCACGAGCCAAGGACCUAGAGAGUCUCAAGGAUUCCACUUUUCCAAUACAAAUCCCGCUGUUUCAGUUUUUCAUUCAUUUCCAAAUUUGCAGAGUGAACAACUUUUCUCCAAACACCGCCCGGCAGACAGCCCCAGGCAGACAGUUGCCACCACCUCUCAUCAAGGACUAGGAGAGAACAGAGAGCAAGAUUCCGCUGAUGACAGAAUGUCUUUCCCACCUGACAUUGAUCCUCAGGUUUUCUAUGAGCUACCAGAAGAGGUCCAGAGGGAACUGAUGGAGGAGUGGAAGAAGGCAGGAGCCGAUUUCCAAUCUGUACACAAAUAAGCAUGUUCAGGAAGAGGCCCAGGAAGCAAGGGAGGCAUCGUUCUCAGAUUAGUUUUCCAUAAGCUCUUCUUAAUUAAACACUAAUGUUCGAUGAUGCAGAAAUCCUAGUAUAAGAUGUUCCAGACAAAGCAGGAAUGGGUGCAAGAAGUAAGUUCUAGUGUAAAGGGGAAAAAUAUCCAUAAUGUGAUAAAAAUGCUAUCUUCCUGUUAUUUCUACAGCUGUUUUAUACCAUUUUCAAAUAAAAAAAUAUCAUGUUCAA
Alexandromys fortis (reed vole) is the source of this 2620-nucleotide messenger RNA. It is a transcript of the gene Poli, whose product is annotated as DNA polymerase iota. Gene Ontology annotation, biological process: translesion synthesis. The transcript has 10 exons. The coding region runs from base 349 to 2361 and encodes 670 amino acids. Gene Ontology annotation, molecular function: DNA-directed DNA polymerase activity; damaged DNA binding. The record is from RefSeq and is a predicted model, not a curated record. NCBI's taxonomy places the organism in Eukaryota, Metazoa, Chordata, Mammalia, Rodentia, Cricetidae.